This is a messenger RNA of Gracilinanus agilis (Agile Gracile Mouse Opossum), 3119 nucleotides long. RefSeq names its product solute carrier family 22 member 5-like. Gene Ontology annotation, cellular component: membrane. The transcript is spliced from 10 exons. The record is from RefSeq and is a predicted model, not a curated record. Gene Ontology annotation, molecular function: transmembrane transporter activity; ATP binding. NCBI's taxonomy places the organism in Eukaryota, Metazoa, Chordata, Mammalia, Didelphimorphia, Didelphidae. The coding region runs from base 1 to 1776 and encodes 591 amino acids. Gene Ontology annotation, biological process: transmembrane transport; carnitine transport.
AUGCUCAGCGGGACCGCCCUCCCGCACUCCGCGCACGCGCUCUCCCAGGUCCGGGAGGUCUCCCAUAGACCCCGCGCUGCCCGCGACAUGCGGGACUACGACGAGGUGACAGCCUUCCUGGGCGAGUGGGGACCCUUCCAGCGCCUCAUCUUCUUCCUGCUCAGCUCCAGCAUCAUCCCCAACGGUUUCAAUGGCAUAUCCGUAGUAUUCCUGGCGGGAGUCCCCGAGCACCAGUGCCAGGUGCCCGCCUGGGCAAACCUGAGCAGCGAGUGGCGCAACCAUAGUAUCCCGCUGCAGCUGCAGAACGGCCGGGAGGUGCCCAGAAAGUGCCGGCGCUACCGGCUCGCCGCGCUAGCCAACUUCUCGGCCAUGGGACUAGUGCCCGGUAGGGACGUGAAUCUGAGUCAGGUGGAGCUGGAGCCCUGUCUGGACGGCUGGGAGUACAGCCAGGACACAUACCUGUCCACCAUCGUCACUGAGUGGGACCUGGUCUGUGAGGAUGACUGGAAAGCUCCACUAACUACCUCCUUAUUUUUUGUGGGUGUGCUUAUCGGAUCCUUUAUUUCAGGACAGCUCUCAGACAAGUUUGGACGGAAGAAUGUACUAUUUGUGACAAUGGGGAUGCAGACAGGAUUUAGUUUUCUACAAGUCUUCUCAACAAGCUUUGAGAUGUUCUCAGUGCUAUUUGUCCUCGUGGGCAUGGGACAGAUCUCUAACUAUGUGGCUGCUUUUGUUCUUGGAACAGAAAUUCUGGGCAAAUCAAUUAGGAUAAUAUUCUCCACAUUGGGAGUUUGCAUAUUUUAUGCAAUUGGCUACAUGCUCCUGCCUCUGUUUGCUUAUUUCAUUCGAGAAUGGAGGAUGUUAUUACUGGCCCUAACUCUUCCAGGGUUGCUUUGUUUCCCACUAUGGUGGGUCAUUCCUGAGUCCCCCAGAUGGCUCCUGUCUCAGGGAAGACUGGAAGAGGCAGAAGUCAUCAUUCGGAAGGCUGCAAAAAUCAAUGGGAUUGUUGGACCACAAAUAAUAUUUGACCCUAUGGAGUCGCAAGAUCUGAGUUCCCGGAAGCAGCAGACCCACAGUAUUUUGGACCUAUUUCGAACUCCUAAUAUCCGGACCAUCACCAUCAUGUCUAUAAUUCUUUGGAUGACCAUAUCAGUGGGCUACUUUGGUCUUUCACUUGACACUCCAAACUUACAUGGUGAUAACUACCUGAACUGCUUCCUCUCUGCCGUGAUCGAAGUUCCUGCAUACAUAAUCGCUUGGCUGCUCUUACGGUACCUGCCCCGACGGUAUUCCAUGUCAGCUUCCCUUUUCUUAGGUGGCAGCGUUCUUCUCUGCAUACAACUGGUGCCUCCAGACUUAUACUUACUGUCAAUUGGCUUGGUGAUGAUCGGGAAGUUUGGGAUUACCUGUGCUUUCGCCAUGGUGUAUGUGUACACAGCUGAGCUCUAUCCCACAGUGGUCAGGAACAUGGGUGUGGGAGCCAGUUCUAUGGCAUCUCGACUGGGAAGCAUCUUGUCUCCUUACUUUGUUUACCUCGGUGCUUAUGACCGAUUCCUGCCUUACAUCCUCAUGGGGACCCUGACCGUACUGACUGCCAUCCUUACCUUGUUCCUCCCAGAGAGCUUUGGGAUCCCUCUCCCAGAUACCAUUGAUGAGAUGCUGAGGGUCAAAGGAAUUAAAUACAGGAAGAGUCUCAGCCGCAGCAACAACAACAAGUCAAGGAUUUUAAAAGAAGGCGAAGAAAGACAGACAGUCCUUAAAACCACAACCUUUUAGUGAAACCCGUAUUCAGUAAAAGAGUAAAGAAGACUUUCCUACAAGGACUUGGGAGAACACUAAGUGUCCUAGAGUGUUAAACAUCCUGGUAUUUAUUAUAUUGAACCCAUUCCUUCUUUGUUGAAUAGGUACAUAGACACUGAUAGUUAGUCUGUCCUUAGAGAAAUCAAGACCAGGUUGCUUCAAUAACAGAAUGGACUUGACUUCUUAUGAGAAGUUAAAUACCUAUUAGAAUUAAUGAGUAUUUAAAAUGGGUUUGGUUGUGAUGUACUAAAUUUACAGAGUAAUUUCAGAUUCUCUGAAAAGGGCCACCAAUAAAAUUGGAUGUUUAUUUUUCUUCCUUCCCUCAUUUGCUGGAGGAUGACAAUUUUGCUCUUCUUGUCUUCCUGUGUUCCCAAGGAAAUGCUUAACCAGACUUCCCCAAGGCUAAAGAAAGGGCAAGGACUGGGAAAACCUGAAUGUAGUUGCAGGGAAAUAGAUUUUAUUACAUUGAAUAUCAGCAUCCGUGCAGUAAUUUGCUAGCACAAGCUCGCUAAUCGCUCAGCACAACUACUGUGUGAACUUGUUUACAUCCAUGUGAUCAAAGGAUUGGGCUUGUCCAGGCCCACAUUAAAAAGAAGAUAUCGCAACUCUGCCCCUCUAUUUUCCAUGGUUAUAUAAGUCGAACCUUCAGUGUUACUCCAAGUUCAUAGGAGUUUUUUUUUUCCCUAGUAGUUUGAAGGGAGAACAAAAUGGAGAAUAUGUGGGGAAGGCUAGGGAGAGAAAACAGUGUAAUAUCUGUUUUCUCAAAGCCUUGAGAUUUUUCUGGCAGAGUAUGGAGGGGAGAGCCUUUCUCUUUAAAUAAUUUCCUUUCAAAUUAUACUUCAAAAAGGGGGACUAAGUAGCCCCUAAUUUUUUGCCAUCUAUGUCCAGCUGCAAAUAAACUGGAUGUGAGUAAUUAUUUGCUAGGAACCAAUGCUACUAGCACUUGUUUAGAUGCCAAAAGUGACGACAUGAGGUGCUUUCCUUUUCUGAUCUCUAUCAUGGAAAAAAUGACUAAGACCAUGGAUGUGAUUUGAGUUUCUCCUGUUUGAUUGUGGGUGAGAGUAUAUCUACUCAUCCAAGUAACAGAGGUUACUUAAGUCCUAUGACAGCCAUAGUUGAAACAAAUUAGGGAGAGAGGAGGGUAAUAAGCUUUUUAUUUAUCUUCUCUUCCCUCCUACCCAUUCUAUUGCCAUGGUACUACUAAAGCAUAUUCUUCACCUGGUCAAAAAAGUACAUUUCUUUUUGUGAAAACCACUGUGGUAUUUUGGGGAUAUGAAAAAAAAAACUUUAAUAAACAAACUUGUUUUUUUUUUAUAAAA